AUGGAAAAUCUACAAGAAGAAAACAUGUCAACAUAUUCCAUUAAUCAGAAAAAAAGAAAUAGAAUAUUAAUCAGAAAAUUUAAAAGAGAAAUAACCUGGAUGAAGGAAUUAUUAUCGGAUGCUUAUGAAGAUGCCGCUACUUAUUUGGAAGAGUUAAGAGAUCAAUUCAAAGCAGUAGCAGAAGUAUAUGAUAACAUUGAAUUAGAAGACAAUGAAUUUGAUUUAGAAAGUGAAUACUUUGGAUUACAAAAGAGUUUUAGAAUAACCCGGAGCAGAUUGAAAAAAGAAAUAAAUGAAAGUUUGAAGAUGACAGAGAUCCACUGUGAACCAAAUUCUGUAAAUGGCAAUUAUUCAGUAUUCGAUCCAACUAAUAUUAUCAUGGACUAUCGAUCAGAACGUUCUUCAAGGUCCACAAGUAAUGAUGUACUUGCUGUAAGUCGAUUAAACUCUAAUCAUCAGAAUCCAACAAUAUCCAGUUCCGAUCAACCUGAUAUUAUGGAUAAUUCAUUGGAACGUCAAGCAAUUAAACGUAAAAUACAAGAUACCGAUUUCGAAGAAGAAACAAUGAAUACUGCAUCUUCACUAGAUGUCAUAGAAAAUGAUCACUGUUAUGCCAAAAGAAGUAGAUCUAACAACAUGAUUAUGAAAACUUACUAUCAUUAUGAUAUCUUUAAUAAAAUUAGUGCUUAUAAAAAUUUGCACCAAUUUAAUCGUUCACCCUUACCAUCUGAUGAUUCGUGGAUGGAGUCAGAUGCUAAAGAAGAGAAUGAGUCAAUAGAUUCAUGCAGUCUAUCAGAAUCUUCAUCACAAGAACUACCAGAAGACUCAUCAGAUGGCGAAAAAUCUUUUGAUGAUAUUGAAUUGUCUUCACAUCGUAUGCAGCAAUAUGAAGACACAGAAUCGAAAGAAUUACCAGUAGACUCAGCAGAUGACAAAAAAUCUUUUGAUGAUAUUGAAUUGUCUUCACAUCAUAUGCAGCAAGAUGAAGUCGAGAAUGAACCGAGAGAUUCAUGUUUGCUACCAGAAUUAGCAGUAGACUCUCCAAGAGACUCUACAGUAGAAUCUUCAGUAGACUUUUCAGAAACCGAAACAUCUUUAGAUGAUGAUAGUGAGUUGUCUUCAGAAUUUAGUAGUAUAAGCAGUAGUACUAGUAUUAGUAGUACUAGUAGCAGUAAUAAUAAUAGCAGUAGUAGUAGUACUACUAGCAGUGGAAGUAGUAGCUGUAAUAGCAAUAGUUGUAAUUAUAAUAGUGUCAGUAGUAGCAAUAGUCGUAGCAGUAGUAAUAGCAGUAGUAGCCGUAGCAACAAUAGUUGUAGUAGCAGUAGUAGCAAUAUUCGUAGUAGUACUAGUAGCAGUAGUAGAAUAAGUAGUAGUAGUAGUGAAAUAAAUAGUAGUAGUAGUAGUAUAAAUAGUAGUGCUUAG
Teleopsis dalmanni is the source of this 1422-nucleotide messenger RNA. RefSeq lists its product as uncharacterized. NCBI's taxonomy places the organism in Eukaryota, Metazoa, Arthropoda, Insecta, Diptera, Diopsidae. The transcript is spliced from 2 exons. The coding region runs from base 1 to 1422 and encodes 473 amino acids. The record is from RefSeq and is a predicted model, not a curated record.